CGCAGUGUCACGACGGGGGUGGCGAGACCGUUCCCCGUCGAAAAGGAGACCGCGGGGGGCAUUCCGGCGACCGGUGAGAGCGACGGAGAUGCGCGGCGGAGCGGCGAGGACAGGGAUGCGGCGGAGUGCGGGUGCGCGGCUGCAUGCGCCGCUGCGUCGCGACGCCGUAGUACCGCAACCCGCCACUCAGCGCCGUCUCGGCGCCACAGUCUCUCACUCCGCAUGUCCGGAGCCGGCUGGAGCCGUACGGCACCUCCUCGACGCUCGUCCACCUACUCGCCUCCUGGAGAAUGGUACUUGCGAACGCGACAUUGGCGGACAAUCACCACCGUCAUCGUACCUUCGCGGCGAACGGUAAUCCAGAAGGUAUUACGAUAUGCAAUUUAGCGGACGGCGAGACCUUGACGUACAGCUUGGCCCUCAUAAGAGGUCGAGCACCCGCGCUAUGCAGUUUUAUUACCGUUCGGGGUCACAAGAACGUUACGUCGGAGUGGCCGAUCAUCGCGGGGCAAUUCCGCGUCCUGGUGGACCUGGCACGCGGUCCGAACAAAUUGGAACUUGAGGCAGGCGGACAUAAAAGAAGACUGGUUCUUAUAUACGAGCCAAGGACCACCAGGUUGCGGGUGACGCCGGUCUACGUCAUCUGCGCGGGUCACGACGGUUACUUUCAGGGUCCACGCAAUGAAGAUCGAUCGCCCGAGAGCGCGGCGACGAGAAUAGGACUCGGCGCCAGGCUUCUCCAGACUCUAACAGCCGAGAAACUCUUAGAAGCCGGUUACGGCAGAAAAACCUUCCAACUGGAAAGAGAUCUAGACGGCCCGGAAUGCUUGGUGAUGCACAGUAUGCUACACGUGGAUCGGGCACGAGCGAUGAAGCAAAGGGAGCUCUGGGAAUUGAUCGCGCGCGAGCUAAUGACCGGUCCUUUGGCGUCCAGGGAUCGCAAGUACCUGGCGUUUCUAUCGUGUACGAGAUACCGCGGCGCACCUAGUCCUAGAACGCACGAGGACACCCUGGCGAGGACGCAAGGUCACGCGGCUCUCGGCGGAGGUGGUUUAGCGCUCUUCGGCUCGGCGUGCCUGCACACCUGGCCCACAUGUAUGCCUCAGGUAUUGCCGAGAUUCCUGGACGCCACUCUAAUCGACACGGAGCAACUCAUGGACGAUAGUAAUUACCGCGGCACUCACGGUGGCUGUCUAGCGACAACGUUAGGAUCCGUUCUACACGAACUUGGUCACACAUUCGACCUCGGUCACACUCGAGAAGGAAUAAUGGGUCGAGGAUUCGACUACGUCGAUCGGGUCUUUGUGGGCGCGGCUGGAAUCGAUUUUAAUCGCAAUCCUAUCAGAAGGGAUCCUCAACACACGACCGUCGCGCUUAGCAGACCUCUCAGCGUUACGGUAACCGUGCAGGAAUUCGUGGUGUCAAGUCCGCGAAGAGGCAGACUGCUCUCGGAAACAUCUAGACCUUCGCCGUCGCCUACUUCGAGACAAUUGUCCGGAAGACUCUCCGCGCCGGCUAGUCCUGAGCUCAACAGAUCACUUUCUAAGAGCCUGAUCGCUUCGCAAUUUUUCUCACAGCCCGAUCGAACGUUUUGGGGUCCAUCGUGCGCAGCGUUGCUCGCCCAUCACCGAUGGUUUAACAGCGAAAUGGACAAUUUUUCGAAUAAGCGAAACCAUCACGAGAUAGAGUACGAUGGGAAAAGAAACGUGGUGCGAUCACAAUAUGGAGUACGAGUGAUAGAACUUAGAGAAACCUCGGGGGGGAUGGUUGUGGGGUCUCGCCAAUUUCCCGGUUUGCGACCACCUAUGGAGGCUCUUGUUCCACCACCACCGCCCCACUGCCUCACCGCUCUUACCCUCGUUGCCGAGGACUCCACCGGGAAUGUGCUCAAACAUCCUCUUCCCACUGCCUUUUAAAGGUCAGCAGAAACAGUGAUGCGUAAUUUUACUUUCAGCGAAGGCGAAGGUCAUUACAGGUUGUAAGCAAUAUCGGCUUAAUAUACGCGCACUGUAAAUUAUUUAAAGAAAUGUUCUGUUCUCCGUUUAGAAGCUUAUUAAGUGUUUUAAUUACAUAUGUAUAGAAAUACAUAUUUUUUAUUGAUAUUCCUUACGCAUUAAUUAUAUUUGUUA
Linepithema humile (Argentine ant) is the source of this 2129-nucleotide messenger RNA. RefSeq lists its product as uncharacterized. The record is from RefSeq and is a predicted model, not a curated record. Lineage: Eukaryota; Metazoa; Arthropoda; Insecta; Hymenoptera; Formicidae.